This is a messenger RNA of Xiphophorus couchianus (Monterrey platyfish), 2860 nucleotides long. It is a transcript of the gene hyi, whose product is annotated as hydroxypyruvate isomerase. NCBI's taxonomy places the organism in Eukaryota, Metazoa, Chordata, Actinopteri, Cyprinodontiformes, Poeciliidae. The record is from RefSeq and is a predicted model, not a curated record. Bases 28 to 843 code for a protein of 271 amino acids. The transcript has 8 exons. Gene Ontology annotation, biological process: glyoxylate metabolic process. Gene Ontology annotation, molecular function: hydroxypyruvate isomerase activity.
GGUCAUUGGCUCAAGCUGGUUAACAACAUGACUGCGUUAAAGUUUUGUGCGAAUAUUUCCUGGCUGUUUACUGAGCAUACAGACUUCAGCAAGAGAAUCUAUGCGGCUGCUUCUGUCGGGUUUCAAGCCGUGGAAGCAGGUUGGCUUUACGAUUCGGACCUGUCAGAGCUCCAGAAAGCCAAGGAGGCAACUAGAGUGGAAGUCGUCCUUAUCAACACGCCACCAGGGGAUAUCAAGGCAGGCGAUCUCGGUUUGGGAGCAGUUCCAGGGAGAGAGCUGGAGUUUAGAGAAGGGUUGGAUCUUACUCUGAAGUAUGCAAAAGCUUUGAACUGCAAGAGAAUUCACCUAAUGGCAGGAAGGAUUCCAGUGGAUGCUCACAGAGCAGCAGUUGCAAGAGAAAUGGAGGAUGUCUUUGUGCAGAACCUAAACUAUGCAGCUGAUGUCUUGGCCAAGGAAGGAAUCACUGGAUUGAUUGAGCCAAUCAACACAAGAAUUACAGACCCUCGCUACUUUCUGGACUCCCCUCAUCAAGCUGCAGCAAUACUGGGGAAGGUUGGCAAGCCCAACAUCCAGCUACAGAUGGACAUAUUUCACUGGCAAAUUAUGGAUGGAAAUCUGACAAAAAACAUGCACAAAUAUUUUCCCAUAAUAGGCCAUGUUCAGAUUGCACAGGUUCCAGCCAGGAAUGAACCUGACAGCAAUGGAGAGUUGUGUUACAGAUACUUAUUAAACACACUGGAGAAGCUUGGUUAUCAAGGAUACAUUGGCUGUGAAUACAAGCCACUUGACUCCACAGAAAAGAGUCUGGGGUGGAUCCAACAAUACUGGGCCCAAUAUUCUUGAACUUUUCUGAAAGUUCAGUGGCCUUUUAUUUGUCCUUAAAGCUGUAGUAUGUAACUUCAGAAAAAAAAGUUUUUAAUAUAUUUUUUAUAGUCUUGUAAUGGUGACUGCUGGAGAUAGGCACCAGCGCACCUCCUGACCCCACCAGUGAUAAGUGUGUAUGAUAAUGGAUGGGUAAUUAUUACUCAUUUGUUAUACAUGAGUUGAUUGACAACGAUAAGACUACUAGUGGCUCUGAUUGGUUGUUAUUGACCAAGAGCUGUGCUUUUCUGCAAAUGGGAGUAGUAGCGCAAGGAAAUGGUGGAGGUGCUCAAUCUUUUCACAGACUAUGAUCAUCAGGUUACCUGUCUCAAACUCAUGAUACUGUAACAGUUUGAACAACAAAUAAACAUAUUUUAGCUAAAGUUACAUACUGCAGCUUUUAAGUGUUCUUUAUGAAAACCUUCUGGAGCCUUCCAGUGCAGCGGAGGGCCAAACUCCUGCAACAUGAGGAUUCUACAUUCUGCUAGUGAAUAUAUGAUAAUUUCUAUUUUUACUGCAUAUUAAGAUAAUACUUGGGUGUUAUUUUAACACAUUUAGCCCCUUGUAAAAAUGUAUUUGAUCUUCCCUCCUUCUUUUGCUAACAUGUAAUUUUGUUUUUAAAUAAAAGAUUCACACUUAUGUGUAAACAAUCAAUUUGGACAAAUUUGGGGAUGUAAUCAACCUUGGAAUGUUUAUUUUGUAUCUUGGUCAUUUUUCUGCCUAAAAUCCUGACCUGCUUGAUCUGACAAGCAGGUUUUAAAAAAGAUAAGUGGAAAAGUGGAUAAAGCACAGAAACAUCAGCAACUCAAUUGGUCAACCAAAUGUUGAUGCUAAUGUUGACGUUACUGAUGUAGUAAUGAUGUAUAAAACAAUUUUUAUGGUACAAUUUUUAUACCAUGUAUAAAACAAUUGAAAAGCACAUAAUUAAAGAAUAAAAGUAUUGUAACUGAGUAACUCAAUAGUACAGGUCAAAAGGCAUGUUUUAACAUUUUCUCUUACAGAAGGGAGCAACUAGGAUUACACAUAGUUAAAUUAAUGAAUCUUAAUGAAUUUUUAUUUUACAGAAAUAUACAGUACUUGUAUGUAAUCAAACUGUGGCUAAAGUUAUGUGAUUCCUUAUAUGUUGGAUCAGACAUGCUAGUGAUUAAAUAUUUAAAAGGUUUUAAUUAAAUGAGUUGUGAUUUUUGACAAUGAUUCUGAAGAGAAUAUAAAGUACAUAACCUGUGAAGUAUGAUGGGGUGUUGAGUAACCUGAGAACGUGUGAGAUCAUUCCAUAUUUUAAUGCAGAGAUUAUUGACUAAUGAUGGCUACAUUGAGAUAAUUCAAACUCAUCUGAAAGCCUGGAAUUGAAGCCUGUGUUAAACUGAUGAACUAAUUGUUCUUUUACAGAAGUAGUCAAUAACUACUGAAGAAUAAGAUGAUUAAGAAUGUGCAAUGAUUUUCAUGUAUCUGUAAUAAUGCUGCAUUAUUGAGAAUUGAUGAUUGAGAAUUAAUUAUGAACAGAUUAGGAAAAGGUUUGACUGGGUAAGCAGAGGCCUCACGGUCUGCAUGUUGAAUUGUGUCCGAAAUGGACAAAGGUUUUCAAACCCAAGAAGUAACUUCUUUGGGCUGUAAAGCUGAAAUGGAUUAAAAGCUGACCAUUAAACAUCAGUGAAUGAAGGGAUGUGGCAGAAGGAAAAUCCCAGCUGCUGCAAAGAUGCAGAAUAAGGGUAGAAUGUUGAAUUCUGGCAGAUAUCGAGGCAAGCUCAAGACUUUUACAAGAACCAUGCAGCAGAAGAAGAGGACCGCAGCCACGGCUGCAAGGACUUUGCUUUGUGUAAGGCAGGAGGAUCAAACUCAUUUUCAUUUUAGGCCAAAUGUCUGAAUGUUCUUAAAGGGCCAGAUAUGCCAGAAUGUACUGAUAAAACCAAUUAAACUGUUAAAAUAUUAAUAAUAGUUGUUUGUUUCAGCAUUCAAUAAGUGUUUCUUAAAAUUAAAUAAUCGCUGAUCUGUCCCUCCA